Canis lupus familiaris (dog) is the source of this 3299-nucleotide messenger RNA. It is a transcript of the gene CIP2A, whose product is annotated as cellular inhibitor of PP2A. The transcript has 22 exons. Lineage: Eukaryota; Metazoa; Chordata; Mammalia; Carnivora; Canidae. The record is from RefSeq and is a predicted model, not a curated record. Bases 852 to 3095 code for a protein of 747 amino acids.
GUGGGGAGCGGGAAGGGGGUUCUGGAAGGACAGCGCUCAGCCCCCUCCGGGGACCCGCACGCCUCCUCGACCCGCCCCCCCGCUCCCCCCCGCCUUUCUUCACUGAGAGCGGUUCCCCCAGGGUGCCCAGGGACUUCCGGAGCGCUACCGGAACCGGAAACCUCGGGAGUGAGGGGGUGGAGCUGGAAAAAAUCAAAAAAAAGAAGCGCGGCGAGAGCUGGCGGCCGGAGCGGGCGGGCGGCGGCAGCGCCCAUGGACUCCACCGCCUGCCUGAAGUCUCUGCUGCUGACCAUCAGCCAGUACAAAGCGGUUAAGUCGGAGGCGAAUGCCACCCAGCUUUUGCGGCACUUGGAGCAUCUGUUAACAUAAAAUUGGACAUAACUUUAAGAUCUAUUUGUUAUAGUAACUCUGUGAUAUAAAGGCUAAGUUACCAAAGAUUGGCAAGAUACGUACUACAGAGAGAAGACAGUCAUGAAUCCUAUGGCAACAUCAAUCUUUGGUGAUACUGGGAUGCAUUAAAUAUGCCUCUGUUUUCUCCAGCCUCACUGAUGCUCCUUCUUUGGACUUCAGGUAAUUUCUGGGCAGAAGCUCACACGAUUGUUUACACCAAAUCAAAUAUUACCAAGUGAAUGCUUAAGUUGCCUUGUGGAACUACUUGAAGACCCAAGCAUAAGUGCACCACUGCUCUUAAGUAUCAUCAGCUUGCUAUCUCAACUCGAUCAGAAUUGACGUGCAUUCAACUUCUGCAGAGAUUAACAUACAACGUCAAAAUUUUCAAUUCUGGUGCCAAUAUAGAUGAAUUAAUUACCUUCCUGAUAGAUCAUAUUCAGUCUUCUGAAGAUGAGUUAACAAUGCCUUGUCUAGGAUUAUUGGCAAAUCUUUGUCGUUACAAUCUUUCUGUUCAAACAUACAUAAAGACAUUGAAUAAUGUGAAAUCUUUUUAUCGAACUCUUAUAAGCUUCCUGGCCCAUAGUAGUUUAACUGUGGUUGUGUUUGCACUUUCAAUAUUAUCCAGUUUGACAUUAAAUGAAGAGGUUGGGGAAAAGCUGUUCCAUGCUCGAAACAUUCAUCAAACUUUUCAGCUAAUAUUUAAUAUUCUCAUAAAUGGUGAUGGCACACUAACUAGAAAGUAUUCAGUUGAUUUAUUGAUGGAUCUCCUUAAGAAUCCUAAAAUUGCUGAUUAUCUUACCAGGUAUGAGCACUUUUCUUCAUGUCUUAGUCAAGUAUUAGGUCUUCUCAAUGGAAAGGAUCCUGAUUCUUCUUCAAAGGUUUUAGAAUUACUUCUUGCCUUCUGUUCAGUGACUCAGCUGCGCCACGUGCUCACUCAGAUGAUAUUUGAACAGUCUCCAUCUGGCAACACCAUUCUGGGAAGCCGUUCUAAAUGUUUAGAACCUACUGUGGCUCUACUGCGUUGGUCAAACCAACCUCUGGACAGAUCAGAAAACUGUUCUCUUCUAGCCUUAGAGUUGUUCAAGGAAAUAUUUGAGGAUGUUGCAGAUACUGCUAACUGUUCCUCAACUGACCGUUUUGUGAGCCUUCUGCUGCCUACAAUCCUUGACCAACUUCAGUUCACAGAAAAAAAUCUAGAUGAAGCCUUAUUAAAAAAAAAAUGUGAAAGGAUGGUCAAGGCCACUGAAGUUUUGUUAACUCUUUGUGGAGAUGAUACUCUAAAACUGCAUGUUGCAAAAACUCUGACUACUAUCAAAUGUACCACUCUGAUAGAACAACAGUUUACGUAUGGCAAGAUUGAUUUAGGGUUUGGAACAAAGGUAGCAGAUUCUGAAUUGUGCAAACUUGCUGCUGAUGUAGUUUUGAAAACCCUUGAUUUGAUGAAUAAACUUAAGCAGUUGGUUCCUGGUAUGGAAGUAAGCUUCUAUAAAAUCCUUCAGGAUCCACGCCUGAUUACUCCCUUGGCUUUUGCUUUAACAUCAGAUAAUAGAGAACAAGUACAGUCUGGAUUGGGAAUAUUAUUGGAAGCUGCUCCACUGCCAGAUUUUCCUGCAUUAGUACUUGGAGAAAGUAUAGCAGCCAACAAUGCUUACAGACAGCAGGAAACAGAACAUAUGCCCAGGAGAAUGCCUUUGCAAUCACUAAAUCACAGUCUUCCAACAUCUGCAAAAUGUUUAACUCCUCCACUUUUAAAAGCUAGAGUUCCUGGAUUGAACAUUGAGGAAUUAAUAGAGAAACUUCAGGCUGGAAUGGUGGUAAAGGAUCAAAUUAAUGAUGUGAGAAUAUCUGACAUAAUGGAUGUAUAUGAGAUGAAACUGUCCACAUUAGCCUCCAAAGAAAGCAGACUACAAGAUCUUUUGGAAGCAAAAGCUCUAGCCCUUGCACAGGCUGAUAGACUGAUUGCUCAAUAUCGCUGUCAAAGAACUCAAGCUGAGACGGAGGCACGGACACUUGCUGGUAUGUUGAGAGAAGUUGAAAGAAAAAAUGAAGAGCUUGGUGUGUUAUUGAAGGCACAGCAGGUUGAAUCAGAAAGAGCACAGAGUGAUAUUGAGCAUCUCUUCCAACAUAAUAGGAAAUUAGAGUCUGUGGCCGAAGAACAUGAAAUACUGACAAAAUCCUACAUGGAACUUGUUCAGAGGAAUGAAGCCACUGAAAAGAAGAAUAAAGAUUUACAGACCACGUGUGAUUCUCUGAAUAAACAAAUUGAGACGGUGAAAAAGUUAAAUGAAUCAUUCAAGCAACAAAAUGAAAAAACUAUUGCCCAAUUAUUAGAGAAAGAAGAACAGAGAAAAGAAAUACAGAACCAACUUGUAGACAGAGAAUGUAAGCUAGCAAAUUUGCAACAAAAAACAAAAUUGCAAGAAGAAAAGAUUAAAAUCUUGCAGAAAGAAAGGGAAGAUAAGGAAGAAACCAUUGAUAUCCUUAGAAAGGAAAUAAACAGAACAGAACAAAUAAGAAAAGAAUUGAGCAUUAAGGCUUCCUCCCUAGAGGUUCAGAAGGCCCAAUUAGAAGGUCGAUUGGAAGAGAAAGAGUCGCUGGUGAAACUUCAGCAAGAGGAGUUGAACAAACACUCUCAUAUGAUAGCAAUGAUCCACAGCUUAAGUGGAGGAAAAAUAAGUCCAGAAACUGUGAAUCUCAGUAUAUAGACAUUGUGUAUUUAUCUUCCAGGGGAGGUGUGGUAGGGAAGGUAAUUUGUGACUCCGGAACAAUAGCCAAUUAUUAUCUAAUUAUUAAUUUAGUAAAGAACCUGAUCUGAUAAAUAUUUUUAUUUGGUCUUAAAAGUUUUACUUCUUGUUUCUGGCUUUUAUUGCUUAAAGCUUCUUUGGUUCUUCUAUUAGAAUGUUCUUCUU